Molecule: messenger RNA, 927 nt
Organism: Teleopsis dalmanni
Lineage: Eukaryota; Metazoa; Arthropoda; Insecta; Diptera; Diopsidae
Exons: 1
Molecular function (GO): catalytic activity
Source: RefSeq, a predicted model, not a curated record
AUGAGCGCUCUUGAAGUGCUCCAGGCAAAUCUGCACCAUGCUAAGGGAGCAUCGGCCACCUUGUGCAGAAUUGCCCAAACCGACAACAUCGCUCUAGGACUUAUCCAAGAGCCGUGGGUGUUUGGUGGCCACAUUCGGGGUCUCAACACAAAAUCAGGUAAGCUGGUUUAUGACCGUUCGAUAGCAGUGCCACGUGCAGCUAUCCUAAUCGGUGGAGAUGUAAAAUAUCUUCCGUUAACCAACUUUAUUUCUAGAGACCUAGCAGCGGUUCUAGUCGAAGUCCCAACACUAGGAGGGGCCACAGAUAUAGUCAUGGCCUCUGCCUACUUCCCAGGUGAUGAAGAAACCAUUCCACCAUCGGAAGUCCAGCAGCUGAUCAACUUCUGCAAGUCCACUGGGCGGCAGCUAAUCUUGGGCUGUGACGCUAAUGCUCACCACACAGUGUGGGGGAGCAGCAACGAUAACAAAAGGGGUGAGUACCUAUUAGAUUAUAUUAUGUCGAUAGGAUUAAGUAUAGCUAACAAAGGUAGUAAACCCACUUUUAUUAAUGCAAUUAGAGAAGAGGUAUUAGAUCUCACUCUUUGCACCAGAGGUAUUGAGGAAUCUAUAUGGAACUGGCGAGUGUCCGACGAAGUGUCCCUCUCAGACCAUCAACAUAUUAGGUUUGAAAUUCCCGGUAUAUCCGAGCAGCAAGAUAAAGUGUACCGACCACAGAAAACCAAUUGGCUUAGGUACAGGGACUUGGUGGGUUCCGAAAAUUUUUCUCUAGCUAGGCCACUAAGAACUCGUGAAGAGAUAGAGUUGGCUGCAAACCAUUUAGGUGAGGUUUUACUGACCUCCUUUCACAACAGCACGGUUGCAGGUAAUGCUUCAAUUAGAGGUAAGGUUCCUUGGUGGAACUCGCAACUAGCUAAUAAGCGUAAACUA